UAAACACGAAAAGGACGUGUUUAGCUCCUAUUCUCGUCUGCAAGAUUAAAAUGGACCAAAAAUGGCUUCUGAUUCUGGUGAUUGUGGUGUCUUAUCAGAAAUUCACUUCAGGAACUUUCAAAGUCCAAAGAGCAAAGGAAGGGGAUAGGAUUGAUAUCAGCUGUACACCUAAAAACACAACGGGGGCCAGCAUGAUUGUCUGGUUUCGAGUUCUAAGCAAUCACAUGGAAUUCAUUGGGUCUUUCAGCAAAACUGGCUUAAAAAAGGCAUCAGCAACAAACUUUGAUGAGCUCUACACUUACACAAAUAAUCGUCUAUCACUGAAGUCCUUCAAAAAAACCGACGCUGGCCUAUAUGGCUGUGCGUCACUUAUCCAAGGUAAUACAUUGGUGUUUGGAGAAAUAACACAAAUAUCUGCAGAUAAAACUGAAGAUAAAACUGAAGCACCACCAACAUGCACCACCAAACCGAGUGUGCCCAAAAUUGUAACCUGUGAUUGUGAAGGCAAGACAGCAGGAGGCAAGUGUUCCAAAUCUCCAAUAAUGUUGGGAGCUCUUGCUGGUGGCUGUGGCCUUUUUCUUCUGCUCCUCAUCGUCACCAUAUUGUACUGCAAUCGGAUAAGGACACGGAGAUGCCCACACCAUCACAAAAGAAGACCUCGAACGGCGCCUCCUGCAAAAGAAGUGAUGCCCGGCAGAUAUGUUUAAUCUAAAUGGUGAAAUGUG
Messenger RNA from Neolamprologus brichardi, 725 nucleotides. NCBI's taxonomy places the organism in Eukaryota, Metazoa, Chordata, Actinopteri, Cichliformes, Cichlidae. The record is from RefSeq and is a predicted model, not a curated record.